AGUAAAAAUAGUCUAAAUAAUGCUAAAAAGGUAUGACACUGAAAUCUUAAAUUCUAUCAGAUCCUGCUAAGUCGACAAAAUUCAGACUUUCUAUCGAAAUUUCUUCUUUUGACUGAUGAAUUUCUAUAAGUAUCAUUCUCGCUACUGAAUGCGAGCCUGACGAUCUAAAAAAUUUAAUUUUUUAUUUAUUUUUAACUCUAUUGUACUUCUAUACCUAAGAUAGUUCGUUCGACCAUGGAGGAAAUUUCCUCUGAAAUAACAGAAAAUUAUCGAUUUAUUUCUAUAAGUAUCGAUAGUUCGGAAUUAUCGAUGGACAAAUGACCGUAUUAUAUUAUUGUGUUGGAAUUAUUUGAUGCACGACAUCAAAUGUUUUUAUACACCCUUUAUUAUUUUUAGAGAUUUUAAUAUACAAUGACAUGAUCUCAUACAUCCAUACUUCUCGAAUGUUGGAAAGCGAUUCUGUUUCUAAAUAUUCGCGGUUGUUAACUUCUCGCUUCCAGAAACAUCUUCAGUUCGAUUGAAGUUGCGCACAGCAAUUUUAUACCGUCACAAUAACAUCAUAGGUUGGCGGUUAGGGUUUCUAGAAAUUAGUAAUUUUGUUCCAAUUUAUUAUUAAAUAAAAAAUUGUUUAAAUUCAAAUUAUCCAAACUAAUCGAUCAUUAUAAAUAAUUAUAUAAUACACUAUAAAAUAUUUCUCCAUCCCUAGUACUAUUCAUUUUUAGUACUAUAUUUAAGUGUUGAAGACAUUGCCAAAUGUUAAUAUAGAGGUUAGAGUAAACAUGAUAUAAAGGCAUGUAAUAGUUGAAUAUAAUUUAUGUUCACAAAAUGACAGACGAAAAAACGCAAACACAGGAGUUUAAAUUAGAUCCAGAUUGUGAAUUACGAUUUGAAGUUGAAACAAAAAAUGAAAAAGUUUCGCUAGAGUUGAAGAGUGGAUUAGCUGAAGUUUUUGGUACAGAAUUAGUGAAAGGCAAAAAAUAUGAAUUUACUGCUGGUGCUAAAGUAGCUGUAUUUACUUGGCAAGGUUGUACAGUAGAGUUAGUUGGAAAAACUGACGUUAGUUAUGUAGCCAAAGAGACCCCAAUGGGUCUUUAUUUAAAUUGUCAUGCUGCAAUGGAAAGACUCAGAGAAGCUGCAGAGAAAGAAGACACUAGGGGUCCCAUAACAAUGGUUGUUGGUCCUUGUGAUGUAGGAAAAUCAACUCUUUGUAGACUUUUAUUAAAUUAUGCAGUUAGGAUGGGUCGUAGGCCAAUUUUUGUAGACUUGGAUGUUGGUCAAGGUCACAUAGCAAUACCAGGUACUGUUGGAGCACUAUUAGUUGAACGUCCAUCAAAUGUAGUUGAUGGUUUCAGUCAGCAGGCACCAUUAGUCUUUCACUUUGGACAUAAAACUCCACAAGCUAAUGUUGCUCUUUAUAAUCUUCUUGUAACGCGCCUUGCAGAAGUCUGUUCUGAUAGACUUCAAGCAAAUAAAAAAGCCAGAGUUUCAGGAAUAGUAAUAAACACAUGUGGUUGGGUAAAAGGAGAUGGAUAUAAAUUGUUGACACAUGCUGCUCAGGCUUUUGAAGUAGAUGCGAUUCUGGUAUUGGAUCAAGAAAGAUUGUACAAUGAACUUGUUAGAGAUAUGCCAGACUUUGUUAAAGUUGUAUUCCUUCCAAAAAGUGGUGGAGUUGUGGAAAGAAGUCAAACUCAAAGGACAGAAGCCAGAGAUCAAGGUGUCAGGGAAUAUUUCUAUGGUUCUAGGACACCACUUUAUCCACACAGUUUUGAAGUGAAAUGGAGUGAGGCUAGAUUAUACAAAAUUGGAGCUCCAGUGCUUCCCGCAUCUUGUAUGCCUCUUGGAAUGAAGGCAGAAGAUAAUUUAACAAAAUUAGUAGCUGUUACACCUGGACCAAAUCUUCUUCAUCAUCUAUUAUCUGUUUCAUUUGCUGAUUCACCAGAAGAUGAUGUAGUGCAAACUAAUGUGGCUGGAUUUGUCUGCGUAACCAAUGUUGAUGUUGACAGACAAACAUUUACAGUUCUGAGUCCACAGCCAAGACCAUUGCCAAAUACAGUUUUAUUGCUUUCAGAUAUACAAUUUAUGGAUAGUCAUUAACUUUUUAUAUGAGAUAUUCAAUGAGUUUAAUAAAUUUUCUAUUAAAAAGUG
Molecule: messenger RNA, 2145 nt
Organism: Bombus impatiens (common eastern bumble bee)
Lineage: Eukaryota; Metazoa; Arthropoda; Insecta; Hymenoptera; Apidae
Gene: cbc
Product: protein CLP1 homolog
Exons: 3
Coding region: 826-2094 (422 amino acids)
Biological process (GO): tRNA splicing, via endonucleolytic cleavage and ligation
Cellular component (GO): nucleus; mRNA cleavage factor complex
Molecular function (GO): polynucleotide 5'-hydroxyl-kinase activity
Source: RefSeq, a predicted model, not a curated record